UCAGCAGGGUAGAAGGCAGCAAGAGCCAUUUUGAUCAUGCAUCUUCCUGUUUUCCCCUCACGCAUGGAGAGCGACUGUUAACUUCAGCUUACCUUUCAUCCGUAGUCUUGUUUAUGUGUUUCUGGUGGAGGAACAAUGGUGACACUGAAUCAUUUGAGCGUGGAAGAUCCAGACGAUGAAGGUCCACUGCUGCCUGUGGUUGCAGAGACAGCAACGUCAACGCCGGUCAGUCACAGACAGCGAGUCGUGGUAAAGACAGAGUCCARGGAUUUUUUCCUCAGCAGGAAGGAGAAUCUUUCCAUYAGUCUGAUCCUGUUAAUCGGAUGUUACUUGGCUAUUUUGAUUCCUGCACAUUUCCCCCURAAGAAGKCAGAGUCUGUCAGCUUUGACUUCCAACAUCCAAAGGAUCCGGACUUAUUAAAUCGAUCAGCCUCCCUGUUAGCCCACCGCUGUCAGCCUCAUUUGUCUCUGAGCCGCCUGAAGCCUCUGUCCUGUUCUGAGGGCCUCUUGGACAUCCCGGUCUUCGUGCAGGAGGACAGUCCUGCGGCGUGGAACCUGACUCCUCCGCUGGGGCUCCAGGGGAGUGAAGAACAUCUGGCCGUGGCUCUCGCCUCRAUGCCCCAACCUGGGCUGCCUCCAUCGCUGGCGAAAGCAGGCAGGUGCAGGAGAUGUGUGGUGGUGGGAAAUGGAGGUAUUCUUCAUGGGAGCCACCUUGGAUCUCAUAUAGAUCAGUAUGAUGUCAUAAUUAGGCUGAAUAUGGCUGCAGUGCAUGGAUUUGAAAGAGAUGCUGGUUCGCUCACAACCAUCCGCCUGAUGUAUCCAGAGGGAGCCCCUCACUCUGCCAAUGAGUACAAAAAGACCACWAUGGUGGCCUUGGUGGUCUUUAAAGGCCUUGACUUGGACUGGCUGACUUCUGUCAUCACCAAACAGCCUCUGAGCUUCUGGUCUAAAAUGUGGUUCUGGAGGGAGGUGGUGGAUGACAUCCCCCUGAAACCGGAAAGCUUCAGGAUCCUCCACCCAGAAAUUAUUCACAAAACAGAGCAAGCCUUGCAGAAAUAUGCUCUGAAGCAAAAGAAUAUGGUGCCAACAUUGGGAGCCAGUGCUGUAGUGAUGGCUUUGCAGCUGUGUGACCAGGUGAGCCUGGCAGGCUUUGGUUACGACAUGCACCACCCAGAGGCGAGGCUUCACUACUACGAGACCAUACGCAUGGACUCCAUGAAGGCUCAAGUGGUGCAUGACAUCAGUGCUGAAAAACUCUUCUUGAGGGACCUGGUGUCUUCGGGAGCCGUGACCGACCUCACAGGAGCCCUUUGAGCUGAAGAGUGACGAUGCAAUGAACUUUCUAUGCACUCCCUGCUUCUUGCUGUGAGCUUCUUCUGCACAGAACCCUCCCCAGUGUGGGUCUGACCUUUAAUACGCUUACAGCCUCCAGGCUUAACWGACUGUAAAUGUUAAAGGACUGUAAAGACUCACUUGGAUUUCUAAUUCUAACUCAAUGAACUUGAUGUAUCAGCUAAUGUAAGUACAGUAAUAAAGCCUAAGUUUAGAGGUUGUGAGGAUCGGUUAGGACUCAGGGUGCAACUCUCAGCUACAGUAACACCUAAAUUCAGCUCAAUAACAUCUGAAAUUUUAUUUUUUUGCAUGCUGAUGUCGGUUAGCUUUGGUGACCACCUUGAAUCAUGACAAGAAGUUAAUCACUUACAUGUAAUUAUUACUUUCUGAAAGGUGAACUAAAAUAUUUUGCUAACAGAUACACAGGGUUAACUCUUACAUUUUAUUGUUUGCAAACACCCAGUUUUAGCUCAGUAUUUGUAAAAACAGCCAUUUUUGUGUUUGCUGAGAUCAGCUCGAUGUCAUUUCAAAUAAACUUUCCUGAAAACUUUAA
This is a messenger RNA of Austrofundulus limnaeus, 1885 nucleotides long. RefSeq names its product ST3 beta-galactoside alpha-2,3-sialyltransferase 7 (gene st3gal7). The transcript has 8 exons. Gene Ontology annotation, molecular function: lactosylceramide alpha-2,3-sialyltransferase activity. Bases 136 to 1314 code for a protein of 392 amino acids. The record is from RefSeq and is a predicted model, not a curated record. Lineage: Eukaryota; Metazoa; Chordata; Actinopteri; Cyprinodontiformes; Rivulidae.